AUGAUUUCUAAACUGUGUACCAUUAAUAAUACACUUGUUCGGAGGGUUAGCCUCGCUUCAGUAAGCCGUGCUAAUUGGAGAUUCCAAAACGUUUCCGUUACCUCUUUUGCAACCUCUCACAAGAGACCUGAAAAUCCAAAAUUUUUCAACGACCCUUCCGAAGUUAAGCCUUAUGUUUUGGGACUGCGCUACACUGAGUUCACAAAGGACCUCUACAUGGCCACUGAUUCUCCUGUUAUUCCUAUUUUCCAGGUUAUGAAGACGGAUGGCACUCUUCACGAAGGACACACCAACCCCUUUGAAUCAGACGAUAAGGUUAAAGAGCUACUUAAGACCAUGGUGCGACUUAGUGUUUGGGAUAACCUCUUCUACAACAUACAGAGACAAGGGAGGAUAUCUUUUUACAUCCAAAACCAGGGAGAGGAGGCUCUUCAGUUGGCCGCAGGACUCGCUCUUAAGCAUCAGGAUCACCUCUUCUGCCAGUACAGGGAGAUGGGAGUUUGCUUUGCCAAGGGUUGCUCAGAGGAUGAUUUCCUGGCACAACUCUUCUCCACUCACAGGGAUGAGGGCAAGGGGAGACAGAUGCCAAUUUCGUACUCUAAGAGGAGCGUUAACCUGCACACAAUCACAACUCCUCUCUCCUCUCAGAUUCCUCAAGCAUCCGGUACAGGCUACGCGCUGAAAAUGGCAGGAGAGGACGCAGUAUCAAUAGUGUUCUUCGGAGAAGGCGCAGCCUCAGAGGGCGAUUUCCAUGCUGCGGUUAACUUCGCAGCAGUUCGUCAGAGUCAGACGAUCUUCGCCUGCAGAAACAACUCGUACUCCAUCUCUACCCCCGUUAGGGACCAGUACAUUGGAGAUGGAAUUGCAAUCAGAGGUCUAGCGCUUGGAGUUCCGUCUCUUAGAGUCGAUGGCAACGAUUUGUUUGCAUCGUACAUUGCAAGUAAACACGCCAGGGAAUACUGCGUUAAACACUCGACACCAGUCGUGAUUGAGUACAUGACCUACAGAAUUGGGCACCACAGCACUUCUGACGAGUCAUCACAAUACAGAGGAAAAGGAGAAUUUGAGGCUUGGGCGAAAGAUGGAGUUAAUCCGAUAAAGCGCGUCGGACUCUAUCUUGAAUCAAAGGGCAUGUGGUCAAAGGCCGAGGAAGACGCUUUGAAGAAGGAAGCCACCUCCUAUAUGCUCAAGAAGAUAAAGGAAUACGAGAACCUCAGCGCCGUCGACGUGGUCCCAGGACUCUUCGACGACGUUUACGACAAAGCACACCCACAACUCGACCAACAAAGGGACGAGUUGAGGUCACACCUUGAGAAGCACAAGGACAAGUAUGACAUGUCCAAGUUCAAAGACGUAGGAAAAUAA
Theileria orientalis strain Shintoku is the source of this 1365-nucleotide messenger RNA. RefSeq names its product branched-chain alpha-keto acid dehydrogenase E1. Gene Ontology annotation, biological process: branched-chain amino acid catabolic process. The transcript has 8 exons. NCBI's taxonomy places the organism in Eukaryota, Apicomplexa, Aconoidasida, Piroplasmida, Theileriidae. The record is from RefSeq and is a predicted model, not a curated record. Gene Ontology annotation, molecular function: oxidoreductase activity, acting on the aldehyde or oxo group of donors, disulfide as acceptor. Bases 1 to 1365 code for a protein of 454 amino acids.